UUCUCCUCUUCAAAGUAACUCAAAACAUUUAAUUAAUCUCAAGAAAGAUGAAGAACGAAUCUACCGUCAUUGAUGUCCCUGCGGAAUCUAGCUCAGCCAUGAAAGGAUCAGCUCCUUUAAUCGGUGUGGCUAGAGACCACACUACUAAUGGCUCAGGUGGAUACAAGAGAGGUCUCUCAAUCUUCGACUUCCUCCUUCGUUUAGCUGCCAUUAUUGCAGCAUCAGUAGCCGCUGGAACGAUGUUUACAAGCGACGAGACUCUUCCCUUCUUUACACAGUUCUUACAGUUCGAAGCUGGCUACGACGAUCUACCAACUUUCCAGUUCUUUGUGAUUGCCAUGUCCAUGAUCUCAGGAUAUCUCCUCCUAUCUCUCCCUUUCUCCGUAGUCACCAUCGUUCGCCCUCUCGCCACAGCCCCAAGACUCCUCUUGCUCGUUCUAGACACUGCGGCAAUGGCGUUUAACAUGGCAGCUGCGUCAUCGGCUGCGGCGAUAGGGUAUCUAGCACACAAUGGAAACCAGAACACGAACUGGCUCCCCAUUUGCCAACAGUUUGGAGACUUCUGUCAGAAAACCAGUGGAGCUGUGGUCUCCUCCUUUGUCUCGGUCGUCUUCUUCAUCAUUCUCGUCGUCCUCUCCGGUGUCGCUCUCAAAAGGCACUAAUCACUUACAAAUAUGUGUUCAUUAUUGUUAAAACUAUUAAUUAUAGUC
Molecule: messenger RNA, 710 nt
Organism: Brassica oleracea var. oleracea
Lineage: Eukaryota; Viridiplantae; Streptophyta; Magnoliopsida; Brassicales; Brassicaceae
Product: casparian strip membrane protein 2
Exons: 3
Coding region: 48-662 (204 amino acids)
Source: RefSeq, a predicted model, not a curated record